Salvelinus sp. IW2-2015 is the source of this 601-nucleotide messenger RNA. Its product is annotated as extracellular matrix organizing protein FRAS1-like. The record is from RefSeq and is a predicted model, not a curated record. Gene Ontology annotation, biological process: anatomical structure morphogenesis. Lineage: Eukaryota; Metazoa; Chordata; Actinopteri; Salmoniformes; Salmonidae.
GUGAGGGACUCGGCCCAGUCGUUCCUGACGGUGCAGGUUCCUCUCUACGUGUCGUAUAUCUACGUAACAGCUCCCAGGGGCUGGGCCUCUCUGGAACACCACACUGAAAUGGAGUUCUCUUUCUUCUACGACACCGUGCUCUGGAGGACAGGCAUCCAGACAGACAGUGUUCUGUCAGCCAGACUCCAGAUCAUCAGGAUCUACAUAAGAGAAGAUGGCCGUCUGGUCAUCGAGUUCAAAACACACGCCAAGUUCAGGGGCCAGUUUGUCCCAGAACACCACACCCUGCCUGGCCACAAGUCCUACCUAAUGGUCCCGGACCACCUGGGGGGCAUAGAGUUCGAUAUGCAGCUCAUCUGGAGCGCCCAGUCCUUUGACUCUCCGUACCAGCUCUGGAAGGCCACCUCCUCUUACAGCAGGAAGGACUACUCCGGUGAGUACACAGUGUUUCUGAUCCCAUGUACCGUGCAGCCCACCCAGCCCUGGACCGACCCUGGAGACAAGCCUCUGUCCUGCACAGCCCACGCCCCAGAGAAGUUCCAGUUACCUAUAGUCUUCCAGCAGACCAACCUGCCCUCCCUCCCUCCCUCCCCUCCUCAAG